AUGAUUGCAGAAAUCCCCGAAAGCAUCACUCGUGCCGAGUUGGACCUGAGUUCUCCUAUAAAGCACUUCGUCCCUUCAGUUGUCAUUCUAUCAACAAUAAUCACUUCAAACGCCUCCUGCCCACGACUGACACCCGAUGAACUCAGGGCUUUGUUUAUUGGCUUUUGCACGUUCCUCACAACUUUGCAUUACGACAAGUCUUAUCUCAAGAUCCCUCCACCGACAGGAUGGCCAGAACUCACUCCAGAGUCGUGUGCACACUUCAAAUCUGACUAUGCUAUCCAAGCCAUCCGCCACCUUCCCUACUUUGACAGCACGUAUAUCGAAUAUGUCCACUACAAGUCUAAGCUUUUUGAUCUCACUGUCUUCACUCUUGACGAUUGA
Molecule: messenger RNA, 384 nt
Organism: Fusarium proliferatum ET1
Lineage: Eukaryota; Fungi; Ascomycota; Sordariomycetes; Hypocreales; Nectriaceae
Exons: 2
Coding region: 1-384 (127 amino acids)
Source: RefSeq, a predicted model, not a curated record